This is a messenger RNA of Podarcis lilfordi (Lilford's wall lizard), 32525 nucleotides long. The record is from the annotation of a GenBank genome assembly. NCBI's taxonomy places the organism in Eukaryota, Metazoa, Chordata, Lepidosauria, Squamata, Lacertidae.
AUGGCCAAGUGGUUUAAGGAUUACUUGAGUUUUGGGAGCAGGAGGUCUCCCCCACAGCCCCCCAAACCAGAUUACACCGAAAGUGAGAUCUUGAAAGCCUACCGAGCUCAGAAGAGCUUGGAUUUUGAGGAUCCCUACGAAGAUGGCAACGGGAAGCCUGAUCCGGACUCAGAAGGGUCCCCAAACAAAGGGGUUGCUGCCACUGCUGCUGCUGCAGGAGUCAGUUUGGAAGGGAAGUAUGGCUCCCCCAAGCACAGGCUCAUCAAAGUGGAAGCUUCUGACCUGAACAGGAGCAAAGCCCUCCUGGCGGCUGAGGAGGUGACGACCCAGCCAGAUCAGGUAUGUGAAACACAAGGCCCCUUUUGCAAGCAACCCCCAGGAUCUGUGCCGUUUUGCAGCACGGUUCUUAAAUGCAAUCUUGCACAUCCUAAUUUUUGCAAGUCUCUCUCCCUCCCCUCCCCCACCCCGCAAAAUACUAAGUUUCUAGUCCUCAUAACUACGGAACUGAUUUGGUGUAAGAAAUGGUGUGUUUCUGGGAAUGCCAAAGGGUGGACUGAAAUCUACAAAGUUAACUUUUCCAAUUCAAAGGGUGGCUUUGAAGCAUUCAUUCAAACACAGACAAGUAAUCUUACUUGGUUACCAGGCAUUUGAUGACUGGCACUUAACUGUUUCAGGUAUGGAAGCCUUUUUAUACUGCCUUCCUUGCAGUUCUCCAAGGUGGUGGUCAAUAAAAAAAACACGCCCCAUAAAAACCUGGGAACUGUAGUUUACCCCAAGCUACAAUUCCCAGCACCCUUAACCAGUGUAAAAAACCUCAGAUAUAUAAGCUAGGUUUCAGUAAGCAAAAUCGAACGUCUAGUUGCCAUUUGGGGGCAAGACGACUCUAAAAUCUUAUUUUUCAAAUGAUGGACUGACUGUGAUUGAUUCUCAGUUAAACAUCUGGCUAGUGCAGAUGACAACCUUGAGGUAGGAUAAGAGCUUUGAGAACUUUGAAAAGAAAACUCACUUUAUCCAGUCCACAUAUCUAUUGACCUCUUUUUCUUAAUGGUGACACGGACCAUUCAUAACGCAGGAAUAGGCUUCACACCUCUGAGCUGGGCGGGGGGCGGGGGAGCGAAGACAAGUGACAACAAUUCACUAUAACUUUGUUCCCUGCUCCUGCUCAGGCUGCACAGAAAAAGCAUUUUGGUUCCUGAAAUUCAUUCCGAUUGUGCAAAUAAAAUAUAAUGGAUAGAAUUCUACAGGAUGGGGUUCUAGUGUGUGAAAACAGUCCCGAUCCAGGGAUCCCCAGAUGGGGGAGGGGUCAGGCGCCAUCCUGGCACCUGGCCAUCUUCACGUGGUCAGAAGUGGUUGAAAGCCAGGUGCAAAAUGCACCUGGCGCCUGGCUAAUUUCAAACACUGCUAAACUAUAGUUUCCAGGAUCCUUGGGUUGUCUGUGUGCAAAGCAUCAGUAAAAAUCUACUGGACAAUAAAAUAUGCAGUGGUGACCCAGGGCAAAUUAAUGGCGGAUCCUUGUAUACAUGUACAAGUCAACUUAUUUUUAAAACAACAAAAAAAAGUAUUUUAGGAGAUGUGAAAAAGUUAAGUCUGUGAAAUUUGAUCCACAGCAGGUUAUUUAGACGUGCAGGUCAACAACGCAGAUGCUCUGGUCAUCAAGAGCUGAGGCAGCCAAUCUUAGGAUGAGCUGUUAUGCUGGUGACUUGUUUAUGAUUCUAGUCCUCAAGAAAAGCUUGAACUGAAAAGGUGGCGUAGCAUCGCAGCUGCAAAUCAGGAGGAGCUGGGUUCAAAUCUUGCUUCUGCCAGGUGCUGUGCUGAUCCGCGGUUUAUAGCAAAGACAUGUGAACCUUGAAUAGACCACUUUCUGCCAGUCUGGAACCUCUUGCAUGCAAAGUGUGCCAUUGAGUGAUGGCCCUUCCCCUGAAAGUAAGAUCCUAGUCCUCAUUAAACCCAGGGUUGAUUUAAACAGGAGCAGAGGAAGCUGGCUUAUGCCAUUGCUUCAAGCGUUCUCUGCAAGCUCUGGGCCUUCACAGGAAGCUGCAAUUCCUAGCAUCCCUUUUGGCUUUGAAGCCAUAAAAAGUUCUGUAGGUUUGCAGCUGAUUCAAGGCUGAGGCGUAAGUGCGUGAUAAAAAAUCCUGCCAUUAUCUAGAAGAAAAGUAGCCUCAGUUUGAAACAGGUGGGCCAUUUUCCUUUUUGGUUUUUACUUUUUGGAAUAGGAAAGAUAUCUUAAUGAUUCAGCAGGAGGGAAUAUGCCAUUUCCUUGGGAGACCUUCCUAACUGUGGUUCAAGUGCAGCCAAAACACUACUGCUGCCAGAUGAUGCCUCUUAGAAUCAUAGAAAAGGGUCAUCUUGGACAGAUGGUCAUCUAAGCUCUGCUUUAAAACCUCCAGCAAAGAAAAGUCCACUACCUUCUGACGGUGUCUGUCAACUGUCAAAUGGCUCUUACCAGCAGGAAAUUCUUCCUAAUGUUGAGUUGGAAUCUCUUUCUUCAUCAUUUGAAUCCAUGGGUUUGCAUCCUCCCCCCCCCCAAAGAAAAAUUGCUCCAUCUUCUAUGCCAGGGGUUGGCAUUUUUUUUCAGCAGGGGGCCGGUCCACUGUCCCUCAGACCUUGUGGGGGGCCGGACUGUUUUUUUUUUGGGGGGGGGAAAUGAACGAGGGACAACGAGCGGCAUGCGAAGGGGCUCCUGAGAGGGGCUGCUUUAAAUGGUGGCGGCUCGAGAGGGGCGCUCAGCCAGCCACGGCUCCUGUGUCUUGCGAGCAGCAGGGACUGGCGGCAGUGGCAGAGGAGGGAGGAUGAGUGGCGUGCAAAAGGGCUCUGGAGAGGGGCUGGCACCAACAAAGCCCAGCCCCCUUCCUCCUCUAGGCAGGGCAGGGAGAAGCCAGGAGGAGGGAGGGAAGAGGCGCCGCCACGGGGGGGGGGGUGUGGGGGGGGGGAAUGGCACAGCCCGAAUGAUCAGAAUCCGCUUCAUGCCGAUCCAUGCAGCGAUUCCUGGACCGCCUGCGAGCCGGAUCCAGGAGGCAAUUGGGCCAGAUCUGGCCCCCGGGCCUUAGUUUGCUGACCCAUGUUCAGAUACUUGAAGAUGGCUCACAUGUCACCUCUCAGUUUUCUCUUCCCCAUGGCUAAACUUCUAUCAAGUCCCCUCUUACUUGCCUUUUCUCAUAAAUGAAUGACUGAAUGGAGACUGAAAGGCCACAAAUGGUCUCUUUCUGUUUCCCCCUUGUCACAUGCAGCUGAUGAGAGAGUUCCCUCAGCAAGGCUAUAUGCCAGAUUUUAUCAUAUCAGUCUUUCAGAUCCAUAUAUAUUAUUUAUUUUGUUGUUUAUUUGUCACAUUUGUGUCCCUCUCUCCUCCCUCCUAGGAGCUUAAGAUGGCGGAAAUGGCUCUCUUCCUAUCCGCAUAACAACCCUAGACUGGGAGACUGAGAAAUUUGGACUGUGGCCCAAAGUCGGCCAUAUGACCAAGUUAGGGGAUUUGAACCCAGGUCUCUCCCAGCCGAGCCAGCUCUCUAGCCACUCCUCCCAGCUGGCUCUGUGUGAGAUCCUUCCAGAACUCUGCUGGUGCUGCUGGCAUGCAAUGAGCUUCCUUGCCAGAAAUGCAACGAGGUGCACUUUUUCCUGGUGAAGUCUGAGGCGAUGCUCUUGACCACGUCCAGUAAUCCCAGGAGAGCUGUGUGCAUGGCAAUGUGCGAGGCAGGGAAAACAGACAAUUAAAGCAAAGUUCUGGUUUCUCUCUCUCUUUUCUGCCAAGUGAACAUUUUCAGCUAAGCUGGUGUGGGUUUUUUCUUUCUCUUUUUGAACAGCAGUGAUUCACAGGAGGUGCUAAUUGCCCUGGAGGGAUUCCCUUCACCCCUCUUUAUAUCUCUCAGAUAGGCAGAGGCAGGUGUUUGACAAAUAAUUUUGCACCCUAGGAAGAAGAUCACAGGCUCCUCUUUGUACCUUUCCCCUGUGGACUUUGUGUCCUCAUUAGCCUCACUGUCUGCAGCUAAUUAAAUUUGACUCAGAGUAGACCCAUCUAAAGGGCUGUCACAUGGAAGAUGGAGCAAGCUUAUUUUCUGCUGCUCCAGAGGCUGGGACCCGAACUAAGAGAUUCAAAGGACAGGACAGGAGAUUCUGAGCGACCAUUCAGAAGGACUUCCUGAUGGUGACAGCCGCCUGACAGUGGAACAGACAACCUUCAAAGGUGGUGGACUCUCCUUUGUUGGAGGUUUUCAGGCAGAGGUUGGGUGGCCAUCCGUCAUGGAUGCUUCCGUUGACAUUCCUGCCUUGUGGGGGUUGGAGUAGAGGACUCUCAGGGCACCUUCCAGUUCUAUAUGUCUAUGAUUCCAUGAGGAGGAAGCACACAAGCAAAUUAUUAUCGUUAUUUGUAUACAGUCCUAUACAGUCAUACCUCGGGUUACAGACGCUUCAGGUUGUGCAUUUUCGGGUUGCGCACCGUGCUGAACCUGGAAGUACCAGAACAGGUUACUUCCAGGUUUUGGUCUCGCGCAUGCGCAGAAGUACUAAAUCGCGCUAUGCACAGAAGCGCUGAAUCACGACCCUUGACUGCGGGUUGCGAACAUGCCUCCCACACGGAUUAUGUUCUCAACCUGAGCGUCCACUGUACCUGCAGAUCUCAGGGUGGUCCACAACAUAAAAUUACAAUGUGAAAAACACAAAGUAUAUAAGGAAAAUAUGAAGCAAAACAAACCAAUAAUUUCCCCUUCCACAUCACAUUCAAAAGGGCAUCGGUUGUCAAUCAGCCAAAGGCGAACCUCCUUGGGGAGAUCAUUCCACAAAUGGGGAGCCAUUGUGGAAAAGGCCCUGUUCUCUCCAGACAAUUUGUGGAGGAGGCACAUGGAAAAGGGUCUCGGAGUAUGAUGGCAGGGUCAGUUCAUAUGGGGAGAAGCGGUUCUUGAGGUUCAAACCAGCACUUCGAAUUGGGCCCGGAAACUAAUUGGCAGCCAGCGCAGUUGGGCCAGCGCAGGAAAAGAACUGGGCUGGGUUCCAGAGGAGGAGAGGGUUGCAAAGUGUGUGUAGACCUUCCUCCAUGACGCCACCAGCAGUCUCCCCAGAGUCCCAGGUUUUGGCCCUGAAAUCUCAGGGUCCUGGAUGCUCCUGACCUGGCGAUUCGAGUGGUCACUGAGGAAAGAAAAUCUGCAACAUGGUCCAAAAGAGAGAAGCGUGAGUUUGCAAGGCCUUCUCUGUCCACGCAGCCUUUCACCUUUUCUAAAAAGGCAUGGAGUAUUCUGCGAAUUCUUACUCUAAGGCAGGGAUGGGGAAACUUGUGGCCUUCCAGAUGUCUGACUUCUUCCUUCCAGGUGUGUUGGGGCUGAUGGGAAUUGGGGCUCAGUCCGCCAACAUCUGGAGAGUCUCCAUACCUGGUCUGCAUCCACACCACAUGUGGAUCCUGGGAACUGUAGUUUACCCCUCCGAGAGCUGCGGUUCCCAGCACCCUUGACAAGCCACAGUUCCAGUAUUCUUUGGGGGAAACAGGUUGUGGAGGUUUUGGGAAACAACACAAAAGCCUGCUGAACCUGUUUCUUCCCCCCCAGAGACAGGAAGUUGGGUAAGUGCCACAAGACCUUACUUUUCCAGUCCUCUAAGGAAGAAAAUCAAUCUAGCACCUUUAGGCUGUGAUCUGCUCUUCUCCCUAUGGCAAUGGCAGCUCCUAUUUUAGAAGCUGUGGCGUAGCAAGGAAAUUAGGACUGCAGCGUUUAGCUGAUUAAUUUAACUGGUUCAAAAUCUAUUGAUCAGUUUUUAAAAGGCGCUCCAAUGAACCUGGCAGCAGUGUUUGUUUUCUAAAACUUCUUUUUAUUGUCUUUUCUAUUUGUAAAUAAUUUUAACACAAAGGCAAUUCACAUAAUCCGGCAGCCCCAAAAGCAAACAUUAUAUAAGAUGAAAUGUGGACAGUAAGAAAAAGAAAAUAAAAGAGCCCAAUACAUUUUGGGGGAAAGGAGGGAGCAAAAUCUACAGCAGAGACAGGAAGGUUAAGUCCUUACAAAUCCAGGGAUGUCGGAUGCCUCGCUCCUUAGGAAAGGGAUCGAAAAUAAAACUGCCAAUAUCGUAAUUCCCUCAAUACAAAUCUGUGGCGCUGCUGCAUUUGGAAUACUGUGUCUUCAGUUCUGGCAUUUGCUCCUCAAAAAAGAGAUUGCAGAGCUGGAAAAGGUUCAGAAAAGGGCGGCCAGAAUGAUUUUUGGGGGGGAGUGACUCCCCAGUGAGAAGAGGGAGCAACACAGGGGCCUUUUUGGUUUGGAAAAGAGGUGAGGAAGGAGGGGCAGAAAGAGGCAGGUAAAAUCAUUCAGGGCAUCAUGAAGGUGAAUAAAGAGGCAUUACUCUCCCUUUCUUAUCCUACUAGCACCCAGUGGGGUCAUGCAGUGAAGUUUCAGGGCACAGACACAGACAGACGGUAGAAUUCUCUUCCGCAGGAUCUAUGCCACCAGCCUGGAUGGCUUUGAAAGGGGCUUAAGACAAAUUCUUGGAGGAGAAAGCUAGUGAUGGACAUGUAGUACCUCUAGUGCCAGGACGCGGAUGACGCUGUGGUCUAAACCACUGAGGCUCAUGGGCUUGCUGAUCGGAAGGUGGGCGGUUCGAAUCCCUGCGAUGGGGUGAGCUCUCCUUGCUCUGCCCCAGCUCCUGCCAACAUAGCAGUUUAAAAGCACGCCAGUGCAAGGAGAUAAAUAGGUACCACUACGGUGGGAAGGUAAACGGCGUUUCCAUGCUCUCUGGCACUCGUCACGGUCUUCCGUGCGCCAGACGCGGUUUGGUCAUGCUGGCCACAUGACCCAGAAAGCUGUCUGUGGACAAAUGGCAGCUCCCUUGGCCUGAAGCGAGAUGAGCGCCGCAACCCCAUAGUCGCCUUUGACUGGACUUAACUGUCCAGGAGUCUUUUACCUUUACCUUUUUACCAGUGUGAUGUAGUGGUUAAGAGCGGUAGUCUCGUGAUCUGGGGAACUGGGUUCGCGUCUCCGCUCCUCCACAUGCAGCUGCUGGGUGACCUUGGGCCAGUCACACUUCUUUGAAGUCUCUCAGCCCCACUCACCUCACAGAGUGUUUGUGGUGGGGCAGGAUGGGAAAGGAGAAUGUUAGCCGCUUUGAGACUCCUGAAGGGGAGUGAUAAAGCGGGAUAUCCAAUCCAAACUCCUCCUCUUCUUCUUCUUCUUCUUCUUCCCUCUAGUGUCAGAGGUCACAUACAUCUCUGAAGACCAGUGGAUGGAGACCAUGAGUGGGAGGGGCUGGGGGUGGGAGAAGGGGACCAGCAGCUACUGGCCAUAGUGACUGAGCUCUCCCUCCGCAGUCAGAAGCAGCAACAGUUCUGAAUCCCAGUGGCUGGAAACUGCAGGAGGGGAGAGCGUUGCUCUCACGCUUCGGUCCUGCAUGAGGACUCUGGCUGGCCCCUGUGAGAACAGGCUGCUGACCAGAUGGGCCAUUGCCCUAACCCAGCAGGCUCUUGUCUUUCUAUGUCCUUACUUGACACUCAUGCUUUGCUUAUGAGUUUCUCAAAGGCCACUGGCAGAAAUGAGGUGCUGCCCUAGACAGGCUCCUCUUCUCUCCCUAGGUAGGGUUACUAGACCUCCAGGGAUGGACAGAAGUCUCCGGGUUGACAGGCCCACUCCUGGUGGCAGGUGCAGGGCCUGAAUUUCCAGGUGGAUGAGAAUGCUUUUUUAAAAAGGUAUCAAGAAGGCUGUGCAUGAUGCUGCAGCUUAUUUCAUAGACCCUUGGGGCGUCCCCUCCCCCUCCCUGCUCCUCUCCUCUCCCAAUUAACCUCCGUCUCCAAGGCUUAGUGGUUGGAGGGCGUGCAGAGGAAGAAAAAAUACCUGGGCUGGGCUCAAAAGGAAGAGAGCAUUAUGGGUGUGCAUUCGUUCCCCAUGUGACAUCACCAGACUCGGGUUUGGGCCCUGAAAUCUCAGAUUCUGGUAUGCUUCUGAAAUGGAAACGCUAUUCUUAGGUUCUUUUAGAAGGCACACGUCACACUUUCCCACUCCCAUGGGAUGGAAGUCCUCUUCCCAGAUGCUGUCUGUUGUGACUCGGGUGUGCAUUGUCUAAAACUAAAGGUCUCCUUCAGAAUAUUGUUUUAUUUAUGCCAUGGUGACCUAAACAAUGACUAAAUCAUUUAACAAUCAUCGGAUGAUGACGAUUCCUGGCAAAUCUCCUUAAGGUCAGUGCGGGACCAAAUCUUUGAACACCUUGCCUGCCUGCCUGCCUGCCAAACGUGUCUUGCCUCUUGAAUAUCGCUUUGGGAAAUGCCAAAGCUCAGUGGCACAGCAUGUGUUUUGCACACAUUCCCCCCCCCCCAUCAACCCCCAUGCAUCAACCCCCCGUCCCAUCUCCAAACGGGGAAUGUCCCUGCCUGAAUCCCUGGAGAGUCGCUGCCGGUGAGCGUAGACGAGACUGAGCAAGACGGACCAAUGGUCUGACUCAGUAUCAGGCAGGAUCUAAUGUUCCUAUGUUUGCUCCGGGGCUCUCACAGGGAGAAGCGAGUGGCAAAGGAUAACCCCUGUCAUUUCGCAGUCCAAACAUUGCACAUCAUGCUCUGUGGCGUGCAUGGAGGGGAUGUUUCCCUUCUCUUCUCCCCACCAUUCUCCCGUCAAUCGAGCACCUUUCUGCGCCACUCAAUUGGCACGCACGAAAGGGUAGGAACAGGGUAAUUGCUUUGAGGAGAGGCUGAGAGCUUAUUUCCAUACGCCUGUCUCAUUUGCUUCCCCGCUGCUUCUCAAAACAUUACCUCUCUGCGGGCUGUUUGAGCGCAUCUAAUGCAGUGGUGGGGACAACAGCAAUUAGGACAAAAGGAGAAGAGUGCAUCAUCGUUGCAGGAGGGGGAGAGGGGGGGCCCUCCAGGGGGAAGGAGAAGGAGAAGGAGAAGGAGCAGCCCUGUUGCUGGAACCUGCAAAAACCGCUCAUCCCAGCAGGGGAGAAAUUAUUCAUCUAUAAAGCCAAACUGGCUGCGCUCAAGGACAUGAGAAGAGCUGUGCUGGAUCAGGCCCAAUGGGUGGCAGCAUUCUGCUCUCACAGUGACCAGUGCGCAAGCAGGAGCUGAGCACAGCAGCCGCUGUCCCCAGUGACUGUGGGGAGAUCCUGCCCAAUGCCAUUUUUGCCACAAGCGUGGCUGUAGGGCAAACCACUCGCCACCAACAGCAGAACACAGGAAGGGCCCAUCUAGCCCAGCAUCCUGUCCUUGCAGUGGCCGACUAGAUGGCUUUGGGGAGCCCGCAAGCAGGACCCGGGUGCAAGAGCACUUGGUGACGGCCCUGUCUGCCAUGAAUUUAUCCAGUUCUUUUUCAAAGGCACCAAAGAUCAUGGCCACCGCUGUCUCCUGUGGGAGUGAGUUCCAUAGAUUAACGGUGCUGCAUGAAGAAGUCCUUCCUGUUGUCUGUCCUGAAUCUUCCUUCCUUCGGCUUCGUUAGAUGUCCAGGAGUUCUCGUGUUAUGAGAGACACAGAACCGCCCUGAGACCUGAGGGUAGAGGGCACUAUAUAAAUUCAGUAAAUAAUAAAUAGAAACGUUUAUUUAUCCACUUUUCCCAUGCCAUGCCUAAUUUUAUAAACUUACACUUAUAGAAGUGUAGAGUUGGAAGGGGCCUGAGGGUCAUCUAGUCCAACCCCCUGGAAUGCAGGAAUUCCCCCCCCCCCCGCUUAAAAGCCUCCAGUGAAGGAGCAUCCACCGUGAGGGAGGGAUCCGUUCCACUGACAAAUGGCUCUUCCUGGUGUUUAGUCAGAAAUUCCUUUCUUGUGAUUUGAAUCUGCUGGUUCGAGACUGGCCCUCCGGAGCUGCGGAAAACAAGCUUGAAGUGUGUGUAGAAACCAGCCUAUGGUACAAAAGCAAGAUUUACAUUUGUUCCUCCUCCCACGUUUUGCACCUGGACCUUCCCUCGCACCAGAGGUUGCCCCUUGGGUUGAAGAGGGGAUUGCACUGAUUGGCCAGUGCCUGUGAAGUGGCCUCCUAUGCCACCUCCCACAUCAGCAGCAUUUCAAAAACAUUUGCAAACUUUUUUUUUUGGUGAGGAGGUUACUAGACGAAAGAAAGGUUGGGAACCUUUGGUCUAAGAAAGCAGGUGGUUUGUGCCAUCCGUGUUUCCUUCUCCGUAGGCCCCUGGAGAGAGUGAAUACUCAGAUCCCUUUGACGCCCACCGGGAGCCUAAAGAAGAGGAGGAGGAGGAGGCCGAGUCUGAGAACAACGGCUACAUGGAACCUUACGAUGCUCAGAAGGUGGUUGUUGGUGAGUCAUUUAAGCUGCAGUGCUGGGGCCCCUUUCCCGGAAGGAAGCCCCCUUGGAACCAGUGGGAGUCAUUCCCAGGGUUGCCAGAGCUUCAGGGCUGACCUGAUGUCUCCAGGUUUGCAGAGGGAGGGUUUAAUUUCCAGGUGGACAAGAGCACCUUUAAGAUGAUGGUGAUGUGCAUGGUGGUCGUGCGAGGAGCUUGCAAGCUUCAGCCCGGCUGCAGACUAUCUGGGGCACCUGCCGUCCUCCGUCCUCCCCCUUCCCCUCCAUUGUGCAAUGCCAGGUCUAUAGGCAACAAAACCGCCACUCUGCGAGAUUUCUUUACCUCGCAGGGGGCCGACCUGGCUUGUGUGACGGAGACCUGGGUACGCGAAGGGGCAACAGUUACCUUACGAGAGAUGGCGCCCCCGGGUUUCUCCGUCCUCCACCAGUCACGGACUGUGGGCCGGGGGAGGGUGGCAUUAUUAAUCCGGGAAGAUUGUCCUUUCAGGGCUCUACCAUCGCCAUCGAUCCCCGGCAUUGAAUGUGUUGGCCUAGUGUGGGGCUCUGAGGUGAGCUUGGCUGUCUGGCUGGUGUACUGGCCACCUAGCGCACCAGCAGCCACCCUGUCAGGCCUGCUGGAGGCAGUGGCUGGCUGGGCCUUGGAGUUCCCUAACCUAUUGGUAUUGGGGGACUUCAACAUCCAUGCUGAUGCCACUCCCUCCUCACAGGCUCUGGACCUGGUGUCUUCCAUGGCAACACUAGGGCUCUCCCAGUUUGUUUCAGGCCCCACACAUCAAGCAGGCCACACGCUGGAUUUGAUCUUUGGCGUAGGUAUAGAUGUGAUCAUGUCUCCUUCAAUUAAGGUGCCAUGGUCUGAUCACUACGCUCUGAAAGCCAGGAUUGACUUUCCACCCCCACCCUGCUUAGGUGGCGAGCCGAUUUGGGCUCGCCCGCAGAGGCUGAUGGACCCUGAUAGAUUCCGUCAAGCCUUGCGGGACCUUGCUCCCCUGGCGACUCAUUGACUGAGCUUGUUGAGGGCUGGAAUACCCAGCUCCUGGCAGCCAUAGAUGAGAUCGCACCUAAGCGCCCUCUGCGACUCCGCAGAAACCGGGCUCCCUGGUUUACCGAGGAGCUUCGGAAAAUGAAGCGGGACCUCAGACGGCUAGAGCGAGUAUGGCGGGGUGCCCGUGACGGAGCCUCAAGAACAUCUUAUAGGGUUUUUAUGAAAACCUAUGAGAUGGCGGUGAAGGCCGCUAAGAAGUCUUACUUCUCGGCCUCCAUUGCAUCCGCUAGCUCUCGCCCAGCGCAAUUAUUUAGUAUAAUUAGGUCUUUAACGUCCCUUGAAGGACAGCCAAAUUUAAAUAACAAUCUGACACACAGCUGUGAGGCAUUUGCGAGCUUUUUGCGGAGAAGGUCCUGUUGCUCCGCCAUGACCUCCCUGCCAAUUUGGAUACAAUAAAGGAACUGGAGGCCCCUCGACUGUCCUCGGGUCCAGUAUUGGACCACUUUGAUCGGAUAUCCCCAGCCGAUGUGGACAGACUCCUCCGAGCUGGAAAGCCCACCACCUGUCCUCUCGACCCGUGCCCGCCUUGGCUGAUUAGAGCGUGUCCAGACGAGGUGCGGGCCCCCCUGGGGGAUAUCAUCAAUUUGUCCCUUGGCACCGGGAUAUUUCCAGGGGAAUUGAAGGAGGCAGUGGUGCGCCCGCUCUUAAAGAAAACAUCAUUAGAUCCCUUAGAUCUAUCCAAUUACCGCCCGGUUUCGAAUCUUCCCUUCCUGGGUAAGGUGAUUGAGAGAGCGGUUGCUGAACAGCUUGGUAGGUUUCUGGAUGAAACAUCGGCUCUGGAUCCAUUCCAGUCCGGCUUCCGCGCUGGUCAUGGGACCGAGACGGCUCUGGUCGCCCUAACAGAUGAUCUCCGCAGGCAGCUGGAUCGAGGCGGGUCGGGGCUGCUGAUUCUUCUAGACCUGUCAGCAGCCUUCGACAUGGUCGAUCACGAACUCCUGGACCACCGCCUUGCCGACAUGGGGAUCUAGGGCACAGUCCUUCAAUGGCUGCGCUCGUUUCUCUCUGGUCGGGGACAGAGGGUGGCGCUUGUGGGGGAAUUGUCAUCGCGCCACUCCUUGGUGUGUGGAGUGCCUCAGGGUGCGAUACUCUCCCGAUGCUUUUAACAUCUUUAUGCGCCCCUCGCCCAGCUUGUCCGGAGUUUUGGGCUGGGUUGCCAUCAGUAUGCCGAUGACACCCAACUCUAUCUGUUGAUGGAUGGCCAUCCUGACUCGGCCCCAGACACACUGACCAGAUGUUUGGAAGCUGUGGCUGGAUGGUUACGUGGAAGCCGGUUGAAGUUAAAUCCUUCGAAGACAGAGGUCCUCUGGCUGGGACGGGACGAUAUGGGAUUGGGGGGGCAACUCCCAUCUCCUGCGGGGGUGCAAUUAGUGCCAGCACCGUCCGUUAAGAGUUUGGGUGUAAUCUUCGAUACCUCCCUCUCUAUGGAGGCGCAGAUUACAGCUAUAACAAAGGCGGCAUUUUUUCAUCUCCGCCAAGCUAAGCUGUUGGCCCCUUAUCUCUCUCGCCCUGACCUAGCCACUGUGAUCCACGCGACGGUCACCUCCAGACUGGAUUAUUGUAACUCGCUCUACGUGGGGCUGCCCUUGAGACUGACCCAGAAACUCCAGCGGGUGCAGAAUGCCAUGGCGAGACUCCUUACGGGGUCUUCGCUGCGAGAUCACAUUCAUCCGGUACUAUACCAGCUGCACUGGCUCCCGGUGGAGUACAGGAUCAGGUUUAAGGUGCUGGUUUUAACCUUUAAAGCCCUAUACGGCCUAGGACCCUCGUACCUACGGGACCGCCUCUCCUGGUAUGCCCCACAGAGGAACCUACGGUCUGCAAAUAAAAACAUCCUGAAGGUCCCAGGCCUCAGAGAGGUUAGGCUGGCCUCAACUAGAGCCAGGGCUUUUUUGGCUGUGGCCCCGAUCUGGUGGAACGCUCUGUCACAAGAGACUAGGGCCUGCGGGACUUGACAUCUUUCCGCAGGGCCUGCAAGACAGAGCUGUUCCACCAGGCCUUUGGUCAGGGCCCAGCCUGACUCCCACCUCCGGCAACCUGCACAGAACUUUGCUCAACGGUUGCCAUUAAUUUGAUUUUAAUUAAUUUUUAUAAUGAAAUGUUUUAGAAUGUUGGAUUAUUUGAUUGUUUGAUUAUUUGUUUGUUGUUAGCUGCCCUGAGCCUGGCUUUGGCUGGGGAGGGCGGGAUAUAAAUAAAAUUUAUUAUUAUUAUUAUUAUUAUUAUCUCAAGGGCUUCGUGGUGGGAGGGAGUGCAGAGGAAGAUGAUAGACAGAUAGAUAGAUAGAUAGAUAGAUAAAUUUAUUAUGGUCAGAGACCAGCUUAUAAAACACACUUGGGGGAACAAUCCCAGAAGGAAAGCAAACAUUUAAAACAAUGUACAACAAUAAAUUUGAAAUUUACAAAUGCGAUAAGUGUAUAGACACUUAAAACUUUAAGAUAAGCUACCGCAGAGAGAUGACCCAGAGUCUCCCAUGGAACCGAGUUUGGGGAUUUUUUUAACGAACUAGUUUGGGUCGGGGGAUGGUCUGCACCUACAGAUCUGUACACAGAAUCUGGCAAUAAUCCUGAUCAUAUUUUGAUCUUUGCCUAACAUGGAAAUACCCCUCCCACAAAUUACAUUUUUGGCUUGUUUAGCUGGGAUCAAAAAGAAAUGUAGCUGCGUGGAACAGUUUUAGGGCUGUGUGCGUCCUGACCAAAAAUCAGUGGACCCAUGUUGGUCAUGUGCAUUCAUUUCAGUGGGUCUACUCUGAGCAUGAUGCAGUUGGAAAUAUAGAAUUGUAGAUUUGGAAGGGACUAUGAGGGUCAUCUAGUCCAACCCCCUGAAGCAACGCAGGAAUCUUUUGUCCGGUCUUGCUAUUAUUGGGUUGUAGGCAGUGAUGUUCUACUCAGAGUAAACCCACUGAAGUGAAUGGACCCACAUUAGUCAUGUUCAAUCAUGCAUAUCAACCGAUUUACUCUGAGCAGGACUUGGCUGACUGCCAUUUUAUUGUGGCUGUUUCCAUUUUCGUUGAAUCCUGUGUGUCUCGGCUUCCAGAUUUCCAGCGGAAAAGCGACCGGGAUGAGCAAAGGGUGAAGAAAUCCCGGAUUGGGCUGCAGCUGUACGACACCCCCUAUGAGGAGAAGGAGCCAGAGUCUGACCCGGAGGGCAGGCCCACCAGCAAGCCCCGAGAGAGCCGGCUGCCCCAGGAUGACGAGAGGCCGGCCGAUGAGUAUGACCAGCCGUGGGAGUGGAAGAAGAACCACAUCUCUCGGGCCUUCGCAGGUGAGAGCACACCCUCCAACCUCCCUCACGGGGAAAUAGGGGCAUCCCCCCCACAACUAGCCCUCCUUGACCCCCCCAUUUUUCAUCUCCCUCCUCCGCAAAGCAUUUCCUACCAGAAGAAUGGCGAGAGCCAUUUCACCAACGGGACACAGCGCGCGCACACCCUCCGCCGUCCUGAGGCGGUGCUUCGUCCCGAUUUUAUUUUUAUUCUUUAUAGAUUUACAAAAAGAAAAACACAUACCAAUAAAUACAUUUUAGAAAGAAGCAAGAUUAGACGCUUUAUUAUGGUUUUAUAUAUGUCAGAGGUCGCUCAGAGUGGCUGGGGCAACCCAGUCAGAUGGGUGGGGUACAAAUAAUAAAAUUACUAUUAAAGUCAUACCUCGGGUUAAAGUCGCUUUGGGUUAAAUCUUUUCAGGUUGCGUCCCGCGGCAACCCAGAAGUAACAGAACAGGUUACUUCCGGGUUUCGCCGCUCGCACAUGCACAGAUGCGGCUCAGAAUGACGUCACGCGCAUGCGCAGACGCGGCGAAUCGUGGCCUGCGCACACGCAAACACAGGUUGCAUUCUGCUCAUGAUGAGAAUGGGGCUCUGGAACGGAUCCCGUUUGCAUCCAGAGGUACCACUGUAUUAUUAAAAAAUCAAGGUUCCUUGCACUCCGUUCUGCUCCCCCUUUACUCCUCCUCACCACUCUCCAGCAGCCCCUACGAGCUGCCCAAAGGCGGAAGCUGGUCAUGGAACCAUGUAGGGGGGGCGUGGAGAGGCAACAGGAUGCCCCCCCCGCCUCCCCCAUCACUUGGGGGAAGCACUGGCUCAUCUUCCUCCCCAAAUAGCAGCAGGAAGCAGGGACAGUCUGGGAUCAAAUCAGAAGCCAGGGUGGCUUUUGUAAUUCUGGGUCUGUCCCUGGAAAAUCAGGACCCAUGGAGAGCCUGACUCAAGAGUAUUGCUGAGCAGACCCAAUCCACCUCCAGCAGGUUUCCCUAAGAGAAGGGGAGCCAGAGGGGUGGAAGCAGGGCUGGAUUUACGUGCCAGCUAAACAAGCUCUAGCUUAGCGCCCCACUCUCUUGGGGGGCCCAAAAAAAUUUAAAGGGAAAAAGACUGAAUGUACAUUUCCAAAAUGUAAGAUAAAAAACAAAUGAAAUAAAACCUACAUGCAGCAACAGUGUUUUGUGUUGUGUAGGUUCUUAUGAUGUAAGUCAUAAGCCCCGCCUGCUCCCUCAAAUAUCACUGCUUUGCUCCUUUCUAUAUACAGGGUGCCUACAUUCUGCAUGGACUGGUUGCAGGGCAGCAUGCGCAAAUGGCUUGAGAUACCUAUCAGGUCCAUCAAUGACCAUAUAGCAUAUAUUCAACACAAAAACAGUGACAAUUUGUUGUUGACAAAGGACAGCUGGACAUAUAAAGGGCCCCCUUUACCUUCAGGAGCUGAGGGCCUCAUCAAACCUAAAUCUGGCCCUUGGUGGAAGGGAUGUAAAUGGGGCUCCCUAUAUGCAUAAUUCAACUUCCUGAGAAUCCCAUUUCUCUUCUCUUUUUAAAGGCAAAUUCCUAGCCAUUAUUCUAGAUUUAGGUAGGUAGCCGCCUUGGUCUGAGGCAGUCUAAAUAAAUUGUCCAGUAGCAGCUUGGAGACCAACUAAGUUUGUUCUGGGUAUAAGCUUUCGUGUGCAGGCACACUUCCUUAGCUGGUCUCUAAGGUGCUACUGUACAAUUUUUUAAUUUAUUUUUAGCCAUUAUAAUUAAUAGUAGUUGUCUCCCCAGCUAAGUCCUCCUCAGAGUAGACUCUGACUCCAGGUUUUUGGAGCUCCUCAGCCAAUUUUCCCUGUCUUCUGGAAGCAUCUCUGAGCCAGGAGAUAGGGCCAAACUUUUCUGUUUAAUCCAUUCUUUGAAAUUCCUCCUCGUUCUUUGCCUUCCUUGCUCUUCUAUUGUUGCCACCAGCUUCUCUCAACUCCCAAGACUCCCAUUCCUGGGUCUUCUUUCAGGGACAGAAAUUUUGGGAGAAAAGGGGGAAAUGUGCUUUUUUUUAAAGCACGCUUUACAAAUCAAAUGUCACUUUGUUCCUUUUGGAACAUAAAAGGCAUUCUGUAUAACUGGGCUUAGCUUUUAAAUUAUCACAUUUGGCGUAUAAAAAUACAGAUUAGUCAGUCAAUUAUUACAAAUGUAAUUUGCAUUCUAAAAGCUUUAAAACUUUUGUUAUGAAUGGAGCUCCAAAUUGCUGAACUGUAAGGAACUUCUUUGGCUUUCUUUUUUUUUGCCAGCUUGAGAGGAACAGGUGGGAAAAAACACACCUAAAAACAGGAUACUCCAUCAAUAUUAUAGCUUUAAAAAGAACAUUAUUAUAUAUUUUAAAAAUAUUAUGUAUCCUCCAGUCCUCCACAGUGUCAAGCAGAAAUAAAGCACUUAUUUCAUUAAAAAGAGCUGAGGAAACAUCGGGGGCAAGACUCAGAGAAUGGCUGUUGUGAAGGGAGGGGCUGAGGGGCCAAUUGCCUGUCUCCCCUUGUCUGUCCCUCAUUAGAUCUUUUCUUUUUUAUCAUGUCUGUUUUGUCUCUUUCCUCCCUUCCUCUUUCUCAUCUCUUCUCUCCCUCGCCACUGUGUUUUUCUGCUCCUCAUCCCUCUCCUCCUGCUUUCUUUUCUCCCCUUUCCACCAAAUUUCUCCUCCUGUCUCCAUGAAUUCCUCUGCUCCAUUUUCCCCCUGUUAUUCUGUUCUUCCAUUUCUUCUCAUCUUUCCUUGCCCUCUCUCCUCUUCCCCCUCAUGCUCCUCUCCCCAUAAGUUCUUCCCUCUCCUUCUUUCCUUCUUGCAUUCCUUUCCUCUUCUCCCUUCUCCUGGUCUUCUCUUCUCUCCUUCCCCUUCUCUGUUGCCAUGCUCCUCCUCCUCCUCCCUUUUUAUCCCCUUCCUUUCCUUCUCUCUUCCCAUCAUCUCUCCUCCCUUCGCCUGGCCUUCCUCCCGACCACCUCCCUUCUCUCUCUCUCUCUCUCUCUCUCUCUCUCUCUCUCUCUCCUCUCCUCCAUGAUGCCCUCUCCCAUUGCAGUAGACAUUAAGGAGAAUAAAGUCUUGCCCUGGCCACCUCCGGUAGGACAACUCACGGGCACAGAGGAAUCCCUAGAUCCAGAAGGUGACGUCUUUUUUUAACCUCUUACCCACCUCAGCCUCUCUCCCCUGGGUUGGAAACAUCUUUCCCCCUGCCCUCUACCCAGGCACACCACUCUUGCCUUCUCUGGCUGGCCCUGGUUUUUGACUCCAGCUUAGAGUGGCACUGGGGUUGCUGUCUGUUACAUAGACAGAAGUUUCCACAGGGCAGGCAAAUGUUCAACGGGUGCAGCUUCCCCAGCAGACAAGCUGCACCUGCUGAAUUUCUGCGUUCCACUCAGGUAUGAAAAGGCAUGGAGCCUUCACCUGUGAAAAGGGUGUUGGCAACAGGGACACAGCGCCCCUGGCUGCCUUCUCACAAGGGGACCGAAAAGUCUGCAUGAGAUUUGGCCCCUGGAAAACUCCAGCAUUUGCUUCUCUGGGUCCCUCCAGUGCGUUUAUUGCACAUUCAUGAUGAUUUGUGCUCCGGAUGCUCCCCUCCCCACUCUCAGCCCUGUUUGCGCCUGCAAAGUUUUGGGACAGCCCCACGGCUUUGUCUCCAGUCAGUGCGUCCUGCUGAAAUCCCAUAACUUUUCACACUACAAAUCCUCUGCUUUCUUUCUCUUUUUUUGCCCUGCUUUAGUUGCACUGGGGAAUCAUCAUAGAACAACAACUAACGCAGAAUAAACCCGUCACUCCUGCAGUAUUUCUGGCUUAUUUAUUUUAUAUGAUUGCAUUUCUGACCCACUUUCUUUCCCCCUAGCUCAAAGUGGGGCACAUGGUUCUCUUCCUCAUCAGCGGCGUAGCGUGGGUUGUCAGCACCCGGGGCAAGGCAAGUAAUUUGCGCCCCCUAACCUGCCGCCGCUGCCAGCUUCUUGCUGCUGCCUGGGCUGGUCUGGUGUGGUUCUCUCCCGCGCUCAGCGCUGCGCUGGGCGGCCGCUGCACUGUCCCUCCCCCAGAUAGUCCCUCGCUCUCUCUCCGCACCGCACGCCUGGCACCCACCCCCUCCACAGUGGGCAGCGACCCAGCGGCUCGGAUCGGAUUCGCACAGCCAGCACUGCAGUGAGAGAGAGUGAGUGAGCCAGGUAGGGGCAAGGGCUGCGAGUGCAAGCGCGCCCCCCCCCCAGAUGUUGCGCCCGGUGCAGCCGGCACCCCCUGCACCUCCCACGCUACGCCACUGUUCCUCAUUUAAUCCUCACAGCAACCCUGUGAGGUGGGUUAGGCUGAGAGGCAGGGAUUGGCCCCCAAUGAGCUUAAUGGCUGAGGGGGGAUUUGAACCCUGGUCUCCCCCAGGCCCUAGUCUGACAUUCUAACCACUAGGGCACACUGGCUCCUAUGAGACAAGAACAUGCCACAGAAUACACCUGUCCUCAAACACACCCUAUGGUUCCAGAGGGGGGGAAGCCCAAUGAAUGCCCCCCUCCUCGCUUUUCUGUAUUCUGUGUCUGUUUCCUUGUCUCCCAGGACUUUCCUCUUGUUCUUCCUCUUCUGAUUUGUCUCUCUUCCAUCCCUCUUCCCUGCUGUUCCUGCGCUUGCCACAUUCAUGACAGCUGGUUUGCACAUGGAUGCGUGGCGUGUCCCAUGUGCUACUGCCCCCCCACCUGCAUUUUCCACAUCCUGUCACAAGCCCACCCCAAGAUUAACCUUGUGAAGAAGGUCAGGCUCUGUGUUAAUUCAAAAAAAUAUGACCAAAGGAUUAAAAACAGUGAUAAAUUAGGGUUAUUCUUCUAUUAUAAUUUUUAUUCCGCCUUUUCCUCAGACUGGGACUCAAGGCAGCUUACACAAAAUGACGCAGAUAAAAUGGAAUUGGCACCAUUCCAGGUGCCACACAAUCCCGUUCUGCGUUUGUAAGAGCUCCAUCAUUGGGUGGGGGCAGGGCCUGCCCUUUGGAACUCCCUGCCUAUUGAGAUCAGGCAGGUGCCUUCUAAAAACAAACAUGCCUUCCCAGACGCUUAGAAAGUUGACAUGAUUUUAAUCUGUUUUAGUGCUUUUUAACUUUUGUAUGCUUCAAAGCAGGGUUCUAAAAUUUCCUCGAUCUUAUCGUUUUCUUUUGUGAACUUCAGUGUGUUUUGUUUUUACAGUCAAGCGUGGUUAUCAGUGCUGUGAAAAAAUAAAUAAUACAGUCAUACCUCAGGUUAGACACUUCAGGUUGCGUGUUUUUGGGACGCGCCGAAACCCAGAAGUACCGGAAUGGGUUACUUCUGGGUUUCGGCACUUGCGCAUGUGCAGAAGUGCUAAAUCACGCUUUGCACAUGUGCAGAAGCGCCAAAUUGCAAACCGCACGUGCGCAGAUGCAGCGCUGUGGGUUGCGAACACUGCGGGUUGUGAACGUGCCUCCCGCAUGGAUCAUGUUCACAACCCGGGCAUCGACUGUAAAUGCAAACAGCUAAAUACAUUUAAGAGAUCGUCAUUGAAAAGUAAUUCAACUGGAAUAGAAUUAGAGCAAUAUAAAAGCCCUGAGAUCAGUUAAAAUACAGAAAAUGAAAACAGUGCCGCGCUCUUUGAAGGCCUUUUCUGAACAAAUACUGCACUGACUACAGGGAGGCCUGAAAGGCUUCAGAGCCCAAUGAGAGGAUUACAGCCUAGAUGGCUUUAAAAAAGGAACGGGCAAAUUCUUUGUGCCUCCACUGAAAGCCACAGGAGGGGAGAGUGCCAUUGUGAAGCUGGACUAGAUGGGCCCUGGGCCUGAUCCAGCAGCCUCUUCUGAUGUCAAGUUGGCAUGCUUUUGACCUUGAACUGUCGUCAGGAAAUCAUUCACAUGAAAGAAUCACGGAUAGCACAGGUAUCCUGGCAUUGGUAAGCUAAUAAACAGACUGCAGUGUGAUGAAAAGAAAUCCUGUGUCUGUAUUCAACCACCACAUCGCACUUUCUCCAUAACAUUUGCUUAAUUCCUAUAGAGUCGGAAGGGACAUGAGGGCUGUCUAGCCCAACUUCCUGCAAUGGAGGAAUCUUUUGCCCAAGGUGGGGCACAAACCCACAACCCCUGAGAUCAAGAGACUCAUGCGCUGCUCCAGGCAGUGCAAUGCAUGCAGUGCAAUGCAAGUUGUGAUACUGGACAACAAUUCAAUGCUUAUGUUUUUGCUUUGUGAAAAAUCAAUAAAACAAGUUUGAAGAUUUCUCUGUUUACACCUGGGGGGAUUUUAAUUUUUUUUAAAAACCAUCCAUUGGGCAGCAGCUGAACCCCCCAGUCUAACGGGUCCUUUCCACUCCCCACACAGUGCAGUUUGAGACCCCAGACUGGGAAUGGACGUCCCUCGCCGCUGCCUCUUCCACACACAAAGAACAUUGGCGCCCACACCUGACGGGGAGCUCCAAGUUUGUCCGGUCGCAGAGCCCUGAGCACAGCCUUCCUGCUGCGGAGCGCAUUGACCCCUCGCUGCCCUUGGAAAAUCAGGCGUAAGUGAUGGGAGGUGCCAGCAAGCCACGACACCCACGUAAAAAUGCAUUUGUGGGCCAGCACCAAUCUUCCUUCUUUGUGCAAGGAGAGUUGCAGGUAGCAAAGGACUGUGGGAGAUCUGUGGGGCAUUGGAGGGGAGUGCCAGGUGUAAGGGGAAGCAAGGGGGUUGGGCUAGAUGUCCCUUGGGGGCUUCAUCCAACUCUCCACUUCUAUGAUUCUAUGAGUCAUUUAUGCUACAUAAGGGAGAUUUUGGCUGUGUAUACUGCUUUUUUGUUUAAUUUUUAGUUAUUGCAAAUAUUUAAAUAGUAACAUAUCAAAAACUCAUCGGGAUCCUUCCUGCAGGAUGGGGGGGGUGUACAGGCAAACCCCCCCCCCAUUUAAGUGGGGGUUAUGUUCUGAGGCACGUAUAUUUGAAGCACCAUUGGGGAAGCCUGCAAACACCCUGUUCCACCUCACCCCAUUACGACCCUUUUGGUGACGUUUUCGGGUCACUUCCAGGUUUGGUGUGGUCUGCAUGUGUGCAGUCAUGCAUGUAUUAAAUGCGCAUAGAUGGGGGAUUGCCAUACACACAUACGCAUGUGUGUAUGUAUGCAUGCAAGUAAGUAAGUGUAAUACUGCUAUGCAAAAAAGAUAGAGUGAUUUACAAUCAUUGUGCCUCAUAUUAUGCAAUGAAAACCAUGCAGAAAUGUUAAAACCAGAAAUUAACAAACUGUGAUGGAUAGAUGCAUUCCUAAGUAGACCUGGUGGAACAGAAACGUUUUCAGCAGGUAUUUAAAAGCUGAGAUGGAAGAUGCCUGCUGAAUCUCUAGUGGCAGUGAGUUCCAGAGGACUGAGCCAAUGAGAAUAAAGACUCCGUUCAUUGUGUUGUCAGUUGAGCCUUGCCAAUUGAACGGGAACAGCCAACAGUGCUCCUGCAGAUGAACUCAUGAUCACAGAAUCAGAGAACUGUAGAGUUGGAAGGGACCCCAAUGACCAUCUAGCCCAACCCCCAGCAGUGCAGGAAUAUUUUGCCCAAUGUGGGGCUCAAACCCACGACCCUGCUCAUGCUCUACUGAUUGAGGUACCCUUGACCUAAGUUGUUCAGGUCGAAGGUAGUUCACUCAGCGGUGGGUGGUCCUGAGGUGGUCUUCAUCUAACUCCUCCCCCCCCCAGAAAUCAUCCCAUGGGGGGUCAGCACUCUGGUUUCUUGGCUUCAAGGGGAGUCUGACUCCAUGCAUAUGCAUGGAAAACACUUGGCUCCCUCCAAAAAAUCCUAGAAACGGGGGCUUGUUAAAGGGGCUGGGAAUUACAGCUCCUGGGAGAGGUAAAUUCCUGUUCCCAGUAUCUCUCUCCCACCCCCCCCAUAACUCGUAAACAUCCAGUGAAGCUGCACGUGGGCAGAUUCAGGACAAAGGAAAGUCCUUCAUGCCAUGGGGGCCACCAACCUAAAUCAAGGUUACCAGACAUCCCCGUUUCCCAGGGACAGUCCCCAGAUUUACAAAUCAGCAGCAGUCUACCUUAGAACGUUAGGUAAUAGGUAAAGCUCCCUGUUCAGCAGCAGUCUACCUUAGAAUGUUAGUUGCCAGAGAACAAAAAAUAAAAAAAUGGUGGAGAUUCCUGCAUUGCAGUGAGGGGGGUUGGACUAUGACCCUUGGGGUAAGGUUACCAGACGUCCCCGUUUCCCAGGGACAGUCCCCGGAUUUACAAAUCAGUCCCCUGACAAAAUCCAUCUAUUUAGUAGGAAGUUGAAAAGUGUCCCCGAAUUCAUUGAGAAAAAUCUGGUAACCUUAACCUAAAUGGCUUCAAAAGAAGUUUGUGGAGAAGGGGGCUCUCCAUGGCUGGAGGGGACAAUGGGUCUGCUCUUCCUCCGCAGGCAGAGGCAGCAAUGGGGCUGCGCUCCAGGGAGGGAGAGUUGGGGGCAUCUGGCCAUGGGGAGAGCAGGAGGCUGGCUUGAUCCAGGAGGGCUUGUUCCACCUUGUGAGUCAGAAGAUUGCCUCAGACUGAAUCCUCCUCAGAGCAGACCCAUCGGAAUUCAUGGACCCAAGUAUGUUAUCCCAGCAGGAUUACUGUCAGAGACAAGGCACAGAGCAGGAUGCUUUGAAUAAUCAGAGUGCAAAUCUACAUAUGUGGAGGGGAUUAUCCCAUAGGCCUGGUGGUGGGAGGUCUUUUGCUUUGCUGCUGUUGUUCAGCAAUGCAGUCGGACCAAGGGACACCCCUGUGCCUUGCAAAGAUUAUGCAAAGCGAUGCCCAGUGGCUUGAUUUGCAUAAUUCAUGCUGCUUCAUUUGACCCAAGCCUGUUUGAUAAAACAAGCUUUCCCAAAAGGAAAAUGCCCCAGCAAAAUCAAGGCACCGCAAAACUAGCUUUGAAGAUCAAGGUUGUGUUACGUAAAAGAAGUCCCUGUCUCCCUUGCGCACAAUUUCCGUCAGCGUCUGAAUGGGACAUUAUUAUCCUCUGAGUGCUAUUGACUAAUCAUAAAGAAUUAUCAUCAUUGCAUUUCUUGUCAUGUUUCUUAGAUAUUGUUGAUGUUUUAAUUUAUUUUUGUCUGGGUAAUUUUUCUUGUUAGCCGCUAUUGACCAAAUUAUUGAAAAUGUACUGCUCCAGUAAAUUGUCCUCCUACAGCCAUGGGGAAACGGAAGGUGGGGCUGAAACCUCCAAUCCCCCCCCCCAUGUGCCUUAAUUAGGGGCACAAAGGACCAGUGCAUCUGGCCAGGAGGUUGGUGGUUUGAGCCCACCCGGGGGUGGUUGUGGGCGGGGUUCCUGUAUUGCAGGGGGUUGGACUAGAUGACCCUUGGGGUACCUUCCAACUCUGCAAUUCUAUGAUUCUGUUAGGAGUCUCGUGUCUGUAAACUCCACUAGAAAUUACCUGGACGCCCUUCUUUCAUUUUGCUAACUGUCCAUAGAGUGACGCUUCUCUUGCAAUCUCACCUAGAGAGAGAUGCUUGUAGAGCAGGGUUCAGCAAACUUUUUCAGCAGGGGGGCGGUCCACUGUCCCUCAGACCAUGUGGGGGGCUGGAUUAUAUUUUGAAAAAUAAAAAAAUGAACAAAUUCCUAUGCCCCACAAAUAACCCAGAGAUGCAUUUUAAAUAAAAGGACACAUUCAUGUAAAAACACGCUGAUUCCUGGACCAUCCACGGGCUGGAUUUAGAAGGCGAUUGGUCCGGAUCCGGUCCCCAGGCCUUAGUUUGCCUACCCAUGUUAUAGAGUAAGAACACAAUCACACUGUUUAUUGUAGGAAGUGCCCAACUUGGAUAAAAAAAGGAUUCUAGUUUUAAGCUAACUGUGCCAGAGAAGAACAAGGCAGUCAGGCUGCUGGCUGCUUUGUCCUCAGAGGAGAGAAUCAAGGCGACCUCUCAUCUUAGAAUCAUAGAGUUGGACGGGACCCUAAGGGUCAUCCAGUCCAGCCCCUGCACUGGCUUUCUCCUCCUCCAUGACUUGGUCCAAUCCUCAUUUAGAGCUGCCCAAGGUGGUGCCCAUCUGCCUCCUUCGGGGUGGAGGUCCAUCAUUAAACAAUAUGCUGCAUGAAGAAGGACUUUCCUGUCUCUGACCUGAAUCUUCCACCAUCCCAUUUCACUGCAUGUCUGCAAGUUCUUGCAUUAGGUGGGGGGGGGGGAAGGGUUUCUCAUACACCUGAGAGAGAAGUGUGAGGAGGAGGGAGCUGGAAAGAGGAUGCAACUCGAGAGUAUCAGUCCAAGCAUUAAAGGACAGGGAGGUCGGCACAGAAUCCAGCAGCCAGGCUGCUCUCCAGGGCAAGAUGGAAGGAGCAUCGAGUGUCAGGCUGCACUGCUGGUCAUUAGUUUCUAGGCAGGCCCAAUUCAAAGAGCUGGUUUGGACCUAUGAAGCAUCAAGGACCACCUCUCCCCAUAUGAGCCUACCCAGACCCAGUGGCAGACUUUGGGCUCUCAAGUUCCAGCGUUGUCCUGUGUGACACUAAAAUGUGCCCCCCCCCUCCUCAUGCCCUAUUCUACAGCAUUGUUGCAGCACCCAGUGUGGCUGAUCUAGUCGCGCUACUCUAAAACUGCCUCUGCUGGACCCUGGAUCAUCCUCUGGUCAUCCUUUGUGUGCCUCCUCCAUGAGAGGUCAAGAGGGUGGCAACACAAGAAAGAGGGCCUUUUCUGCAGUGGCUCCCUGCUUGUGGGAUGCUCUCCCCAUGGAGGCUUGCCUGGGGCCUUCAUUACCUAUCUUUAGGUGCUAGGCAAAAACGUUCCUCUUCAGCCAGGCCUUGGGCUGAUUAACAGCUCAUAUCUUUUUAAACCUGUUUGUGGGGGGAGAGGGAAUUAUGCGUUGGGGUGGGGUGGGUUAUGUAUUUUGUGUUUUCAUCUUGUAUUUUUAUGCUGUGAACUGCCCCGAGACAGUGGAUAAAGGGUGGUAUACAAGUUUAAUAAAAUAAUAAAUAAUGAGGUGGAUGCAGUCUUGGGGUGGUGGGGUGGUACCCCAUUUCCCCAAACAGACCGUCUGCCGCUGGCUGGAGCCACUGACCUCCAAGGUCCCCCCCAAUGGAGGAAUCAGGGCCUGCCCAAGAUAUUUUGGCGAGGAUGCUCCCUGCGCCAGGGAAGACGGGGUGAAUGAAGAUCUCCGUCAGAAACAUGGGGGAAUCAGGUCAACCUUACCUGAUAGUUAAAGUGUGAAUCAAAGGCCGUGGGAGUGGAGACCCCAGGGGGCAGCUAUCACCUACCUAAAGAUGAGAGGAGACCAACAGUGGCUCUUAUCUGCCUGGAGAUCACUGUGGGGGUGUUGCUGAGAAGGAUCCAGCCCCCAAUGGUCCCCCUGCAGUAGCAGCAGCAGCAAGCAAUGCAUUUGUUGGAGGCUGGCUGCGCUGCCCCUGGGAGUCCUGCCGCCCAAGGCGGUCGCCUCACGUUGCCACACGGGUGAGCUGUGUGGAUGCUAAGAGAAGCAAAGGUAGAGGAAGGGGGGUCUGGGCAAAGAGAUGAGGAUUUGCAAGCCGUGACCCUGCUGGGCUCCCCCCCCCAGGUGGUUUCACGGCACCAUCAGCCGAGCCGACGCAGAAUCCCUCCUGACCCUCUGCAAGGAAGGCAGCUACCUGGUCCGGAACAGCGAGACCAGCCGCAACGACUACUCUCUCUCGCUCAGGUAAGCAGCAUCUUCUUCCCUGUCUGCACUUUCCAAACCGGGAUCUUAAGGAAUAUUCCAGGAGUUGGGCAUGUUGACUUUUCCAGCUUUCAAAUUCCAAAAACGAGGUUUGCAAAAAAAAGUUGCAACACAACUUGGGGAUCUGAAAUAUAUGCUGGCUAAAUUGAUAUAAUUUAGCUUUGCUUGGUAAGAGGUAUUUAAAAUCACAUCAAAAUCCUUAAAGAAUGACUGCCAAGUACUUGCAGGUACAUUAUAUAUUAAUAUUAUUUUUCUUGUGAUGAUGAUUUAGCAUUUCCUGACAUUUGCAGAAGGCACAAUGGAGAUACUUUGGUUUUUCAAAAGCAGUUUAUGCACUUUUUCAUCAAACAUAGACUUAACAAGCUAAAUGUUGUCUGAUUAAAAAAAAAAAGAAAAUUGGAGUUUUGCCUCCUAAAAUGGAAGGAUGUGCAAACAAAGCAACUAAAACUUCCUGAACAUUAAAAGCUGCGAUAAACUAGAAACAUACAAGCUAUUGGUUUUACAAAAAUUAUAUGCCGUUUGAUCUAAAUAAUAAUAAUAAUAAUAAACCUUGAAGCGGUUUGCAAAAAGACUAAAGCAACGAAUCUAUUUUCUGCUGCCUGAGUGCUGGAAGAAAGGCCUGCUCUCUGCUGCCAGGCCAAUUUCCACCUGGCCUGGGGGGCCCAGACUCCCCCUGGACAGCUCAGAGGGGCUCCUGGGAGGCCACUGGGACGUGGCUGGAGCAGCGUUUGGGUUGGGGCAACUGGCUAAAAUGUUGUAAAAUGUUUUAGACAGUUCUGAUUCUGAUUCCUCUGUUUCAUUUUUGUUGGGCUGGUGUUGGUUAAAUGUUUACUUGGGGGUGGCGAUUACCUUAAUAUGGGUAUAACUGCAAACUGUUGUUGUUGUUGUUGGUUUAAAUGAUUUAUUGGUUUGUUUGUUGCUUGUAAAGGAUAUCUUGUUUUUAAAUGUUUGAUGUUUUGUUGUGUUUUAUAUGUUGUAAGCUGUGCAGAGUGGCUGGGGAAACCCAGCCAGAUGGGAUAUAAAUACUAUUAUUAUUAUUAUUAUUAUUAUUUAUUAUAUUAAACAGCAGACAUUUAAUCCCUGAAAUUCAUAUACCAAAACCACAGGCACUGUCUGUCCCAGAGGCGACACUUUUACAUCCGCCAGUGAUCUUGGGACACGCAAGGUGAAGAGGGCAAAAAGGGGCUGCCCUGCUAUUAUGGGAUGCUCUGGAGGCACCCAGCAGAGUGCGAGGGAGCCUUUUUCCUCCCCUCUCCUGGCACCGGGAUAAAUAUUUGAUAGCCAGCCCUGCUGUUCAGAGAGCAAAGAACAUCUGUCCCUCUGAUCUGUGCAUGAACACGAUGAAGCAUUCAUCGCUUGGGGCCUCCACGUGCGAUCGCAUGGGCUCGGCGUGCGCCAAGAGGGAGCGCACCAGCCUGGCUCUUCCAUGCGUGUGGCGUUGGUUGAUACUGAAGAGGCCACCCCUUCUCUUAAGAUCCAUGUUCUUUAAGUGCUUUUUGGAUGCUUGCUUUUUAAAUUGAUGAGCAGUGUAGUGGUUAGAGGGAGGCCCUGGGAGAGGCCAGGGUACAAAUCUCCACUUGGCCACGACGCUGGCCAAGCGACUUUGGGGGCCAGUCGCUGUUUUCUCUCAAGGGUCGUUGUGGAGAUGAAAUGAGGCACCCGACCUUGAGCACCUUGGAGGAAGAGGAAGGGAUAUACAAAUGCAAAAAUAGUAAGUAAACGAGAAGGUUGAAAUCUCGGCGCAUCCCUAAAGCUGGGCUUCAUUCUGGGCAGACCCAGGACCCUGCUCAGCCCCUCUGCCAGGCUUCCCACCCCCUUCCUCUGACGUGAUUAUGCAGCGUCUUAAUCCAUCAGGAUUUAUCCCUUGUCUGCAACGGAAGGGAAAGAGGAAAAGCAAAGUGACAGAUGAGUUAUAAUCUGCGGCAAAAAGUCAGAGCUUGCGUUCCAGGCUUCCCCGACCCCCUUCUCCUCCCGAGUCCUUUGGCGCUUUGAUCACACCCAGCCAUGUCAACUGCGGUGGACGUGGCCUUUCAUCUCCUUCCCUGCUCUGUCAAACCCGUAACAUUAAAACGGCCUCUCUCCCUCCAGCACCAAUUCCCUCCCCACCUCAUGAUCUGUGGACGGCUUGCUGCAGAAAUGUUAUUUGCCAUGUUCCUGAAAUUCACUUUCAGACUCUUGCAGUCUGCUCUUUUCCACCAUCACCCUCUGCCUUCUCUUAGGGAACAUUCACUUCCUCCAGUUUUGUCUUUUGCGGCCCAAGACUUGAGACCUGGGAUCUCUUUUAUGGGAAGGUCUGUUGAGCAGGUGCUUUUUAUGUAAAGGAGUUCAAUCCUGACAUCUCUUAGUAGGGCAGGAUAAAAUCCCAGCGAGCCUUUGCCUGUCAGUGGCUACCCUCCAAUAUUUCUCAGAUGAAAAUAGGGACAAUCCUAUUCUACACCAGGAAGCUUCUCCUGUGUUUCAUCUCGCCACGCGCAUAGACGUCAUAUGCAUGCAUACAUCGGUCACCUUGAGCCAAGGGCAGCCUCUCUGCUGAACCAACCUUGCAGGGUUGUUGUAAAGGAAAAAUGUGUGAGGGAAGGGAUUGUGUACAACAGCUUCUACAGAUAAAUGGAAUUAAAUAAAAUUUUAGUGGUAAGCUGACUUGAGUCCCUGUCAGGGAAAAAGUUAGGAUAAGAAUAGAACAGAACAGAACAGAACAGAACAGAACAGAACAGAACAGAAUAGAAUAGAAUAGAAUAGAAUAUAUCCUUUUGAACUUGGUGCAAAUUUAAGAAUUUAAAGUGGUUUGGUGACAUUUUCCUUCAGAAUUAUAGGAAAGGCCUUGUGUACCAACUUCACCAUUUCUUUUAUUUGGUGUAGGUGCCUUAUUUUCCGUGUAAACAGGACUCUUGUUUCUGCACACACAAAACACUUUCAAUUGUUCUCCAAGAUGUGGAGGGGAGGAAAAAUGAAAAGCGGGACAUUCUGGGAUCAAAUCAGAAACUGGGAUGGCUCCUGUAGUUCCAGGACUGUCUCUGGAAAAUCAGGACCCCUGGAGGGUAUUUUCAGGUAGACAUGGGGGGGGGGGGAGGAGUGGUCUGAGCAAAGCAGCUUCCUAUGGGAAUGAAAGCAGGAUAGCUCUGGAAACAACUUGGCUGUGUUUUCUUUCUUAGCUUCCAAAGCCAUGAGGAUUAAACCCAAGAUCCUCAGCUGCUGGGCGCUGUGAGUGUGGGGUGCAGACUCUGACCCCUGUCUCUCUCUCUCUCUCUCUCUCUCUCUCUCUCUCUGGCAGGAGCAGCCAAGGCUUCAUGCACAUGAAAUUCACCCGGACGAAGGAGAACAAGUAUGUCUUGGGCCAGAACAGCGCCCCCUUCGACAGCGUCCCCGAAGUCAUCCAUUUCUACACGGCUCAAGAGCUGCCUGUCAAAGGUGCUGAGCACCUCUCCUUGCUGUAUCCAGUUGCCGUUCAGACUCUGUGAAAAGGACUCUGGCCGCUGGCUGCUGCGGGAGCAAAGGGGCUGCUCUUUUAUUCUUUCUUUUUCAUUUGAUCCAAAGAGACUUGGCAUGUUGAAUGUCUGGAGUGCAGAACAUCGGGAAGAGAGGGACCCCCUUCGAGCCCUCCUGCUCCUAAGCAAGAACAAUGGACAGUCUGCCGCCCGGCCACCUGCCCUCCUUCCACAACCGGGACGUCUCCAGCAGUGGGGAAGGGUGUCCUGGGGUGACCUGCCCUUCCCCACACUUGCUGGGUACCCUCUGGCCUUGCUUAUCUCUGUCUCAAUUUGCUGGGUUCUGAGCCAGGAGGCCCCGUUUUGAGGCUGCCCCCAGAGCCUGCUCUCCGUUUUGUUUCCCAUUUCCGCCUCACAGCAAAGUCCGCCCUGCUGAGCCUGCCUUCAUGGGGAGGGGAGAAUGAGCCUUCCGAGAUCUCAGAAUGUAUCUUGCUUUCCAGAGGCUCCCCGCUGUAGACUCACACAAUUGUAGAGCUGGACCCCUGCAACACGGGAACGGCAGCUCAUGUUUUUCUGAAUUACUCAAAGCAGCCAGAAUUUUUUUUUUGGGGGGGGGGUUCCUGCACCCAGGGCUUGUUAUUUGCCUCCACCUGGCAGCAGGCUCAGACUCCUGCAAUAUUUCCAAUUUGUACGAUUGUCCCACCCAAAAAGCAAUGCCCUCUUACCCUGUAACGUUUAGUGUGGCCAGUUGUUGUUGGCACUCCCAGUGCAUCACAUGGAUUGAUUGAUUGAUUUGGGAAGGACAUCAGAAGCUGUCUCAUUUAGCCCCCAGCAAGGCAGGAAAUGGGUGGCUGCAGCAACCCUGGCAGGUCGGCCUCUGCUUCAAAACCUUUUUGAGAAGGAGCCUCUUUCUGUCCUGUUAGUUCAGGAUCUCCCUCAAGGACCAGAGUCGCUCCAUCCUCUCUCUGCAACAAGCUCUUUCAGCAAAAGCAAAACACAGAGUCUGGUGGCACCUUAGGCGGCUGACAAAUUUAUCAUGGCACAAAGCUUUCUCUUUGUCAGAUGCAUUAAGGGGAAUCUUACUUGGCAGGCAGAUAAAGGCGGAAAUUCAAUUCAAUUCAAUAUAAGUUUAUUGUUCUUGCCAAAGGCCAUGACAAACCCACAGCAAGAGUACCAAUAAAAGAACACGGAUCAUGCACCCAUAAUUUAAGAGACAGGUUACCAGAGACACCAACAAACUCAAAUCCAGCUUGUGUUCAAAUUAAACCUCUGAAUCACCAUAAUUUAUAGCCUUUACAUCUCCUUUUCCUGACCCAACCCCCCACAGUCUGUACAUAGAGGGGCGGUCUCUGUGUUAUGAGGCCAGUAUUGUCACUCAAAAGAAACCAGACCAUUUCUGCCUAGGUGUGUCUGCUUGCUUUUGUGAAGAAAGGUUUCAGAAAGUCAUGUUCAUCAUCAGACCUUUUAUUGGCAUCACAUCCAAACAUCCAAAAUGAAUCACUACAGAAUUACCACUUCCCCAGUGGCACAAAACAUUUGCUAAAAGAAAGGAGGCAGAGCAGUCUAUUGUCACAUCUCCAGGUCUCCAGGGAGAUCAGGCGUCUGCAGAGUAUUUCAAGGACAAAAAAACAAAUAGAGAUAUUUAGCCACUAAAUUUGGUGAGCUCCUGAUCAUUCCCCAGUAAUAGAAAAUGUAUGACUUCCAACUCUGGUUUCCAUUUGGGGAUGCAGAGUUGAUCUAGAAAUUGCUGACGGAGAUCAGCAUAUAGUUUACAAUUGAGAACCAUGUGUGUGAGGGUUUCCACCAGGUGGUCUUCACAUGGGCAAGUUCUUUCUCCUUCCACCUUGCCUGAGAACCUUCCCCAAAGGAGGUUGGAUGCAUUUGAAUUAAACCUGGCCAGCGAAAAUGCCCUUCUUUCUUGAAAAUGCCCUUUUUUCUUUCUCUACAGAAAGUGAUCUCUUGGGUCUCUAUAUAAGGGGCAGGCUAGCAGAUGGGGAGUGAUGCCUUCCACCUGAGGCUGACUGCAAACACAGGGUCUGUCUGUUUAUGGGACCUGUUGUAGCAGCCAUCCCAGACUGCAGUGGUCAUCAUUUGGAAAUUUUCAAGGAAGCUGGCAAGAGUUUGAUGACAUAACCAGCUCUAAAAUGCUCUGUUCUCAAGGUGUGUGUGUGUGUGUGUGUGUGUGUGUGUGUUUCUAAUUCCUUGUGAGUUGGGCAAGGAAACAUCCCCAAGAAACAGUCACUGAUAGCACAGGUAGUGUGGCAUUGGUAAGAUAAUGAACACCAUUUGCUAAUUAACACAAAAUACUAAUCAACAUUUUUAUUUAACUCAAAGUCAUGGCAUGCUAUAUGGUUCCUUUGAUGUUCCUUUGUUCUAUAUAAUGGGCAACCUUGAGGGCAGUUGCAGAGUCCUCUCUGCUUGAUGGAUCUUGCCAGUUCUUUUUGUGCUGGCAGUACCAACUUUUCCCCUAGAGUAAAAGAACUGGCUGUUGCCAUUCCUGCUGCUAGAUCAGGGCUCAUUUGCUCUUUUGCAUCGGGACUGACCCACCUUCCCCACGGAGAAGGCAGAAGGGCAUCUGACAAAGUGGGCUUGACUCCAUGAAAGCUUGCGCCAUGAUGCAUUUGUUAGCCGUCCAGGUGCCACAAGACCCUUUGAUCGCUUUUGCUUCAAAUAGAGUAAGAUGGUGAUUGGAUUGCCUCGUAAUUGUUGCUACUCCAGGAUAAUGGAGCAGGAAAGAGAAGGAAGCUUUCAAUGCACUGAAGGGUGUGUGUGACGCCUUUCCUCUUCCUCAUGGUGCAGGGGAGAUGUGGGGGCUGCUGCUUUGGACGUUGGGCAUGCAGGCAGCACAAGAGCUAUUUGUGGCCCAGGACUGAGGCUUCUCCCGUCCCAGCCUGGGGCGUUUGUCGUCUCCCUCCCUUCCAAGCUAUUUUUGCCAUCUUUAUUCCAUGUUUCCUUGGGCAUCUCGUGUGGGAGGGGGCCUGUUCCCUCUGUUUGUCCUGUGUUCUGGUGCAAUAUAUUUCCUCCCUUCCUCUUCACCACGAUGGUGUUGCCUUUGCAUUAAACUCCUCCACCCAC